Messenger RNA from Zootoca vivipara (common lizard), 1971 nucleotides. The record is from RefSeq and is a predicted model, not a curated record. Lineage: Eukaryota; Metazoa; Chordata; Lepidosauria; Squamata; Lacertidae.
AUGGACAUCAUGGUGGAUUACUACAAAAUCCUGGAUGUUCCUCAAAGUGCCUCUAUGAGUGAUAUUAAAAGAGCGUACAGGAGUAAAGUGCUCAGAUGGCACCCAGAUAAAAAUCCAGAUAACAGGGCAGAAGCUGAACAGAAGUUCAAGGAGGUUGUGGAAGCCUACAAAGUCCUUUCAGACAGAAGCACGCGUAACCAGUAUGAUGGGAGCAGCACAGAGACUUCCAAGGAAACAAAGAGAUCUGAGGAUGAGAAGCACCUGUCUGUGUUUGAUCACGAUGGCAUCAAAAUAUUCUUCACAAAACAACGUUCUUCUUCAGAUUUUUCUGUAUCCUUCUUCAGCGCUCCUAAAAGGUUCCAUCACUUUUCCAUCAUGACUGCCUUCAUGAAUGGCAAAAAAAUCACAACCAAAAGACAUCUUGAGAAUGAAAGCAAGUACUUGGAAGUUGAAGAGGACGGGAAGACGGUAUCUAUCCAUGUUAAUGGCAUACCUGUUUACGAUAGAGAAACUAACGCAAACAACUGGGAUUACAGGUUGAACAGGGGCUACUAUUACCCAGAAAAGAAUCAGUUUUGGACAUGUGAAAGGCGUCGGUGGGCAGAAGACUGGCGUCGGUGGGCAAGCCAAUGGCGAGACUGGGCAGAAGAGUGUCGAGAAUGGGCUGAAGGAAAGCAACACGAGAAAGACAAGUGCUUUUCUGGGGCUAAUGCUGGUCAACGCUGGGCAAAAGCAGCACAGGGUCCAAAGGCUAGUGAAGAACAUCUCAGGUCAGACAGGGGUUGUCCUAGGCCAGGGGAAGGGAAAUGUGAUCCGAAAGAGGGGCAUAAGACUAAUAAGGGACUAUCUCGCCCAAAAGUGGAACACUCCAAGUCAGAUAAAGGGUAUUUUGUGUUUCCCAAGCCAGGUGAGAAUUCUGGACCAGACGAAGGGCAUCUCAAGGCAAACAAGGGGCAACAGAGAGUGGACGAGGGGCAUCCCCCAUCAGAUAAGAAGAACCCAGGAGUUGUUAGGCUGGGGGAGGGACAUAUGGAUCAGGACAAGGGGCAUGCCACAAGGAAAAAAGAGCAGCCUAGGCAGGACGAGGGGCAGCCCAGGCCAGAUAAGGGGUCCCUCAGUCACAAGAAACCAGACCCUGUGUGUAAUGAAUCAGCUAUGAAGCGCAAGGUGGUUUCUGAACACAACCCUCAGGCUGGGAAUAGGGAGCCUCAUGCUGGGAAACAGAAGCAACAGGCAGAAAGAAGCAACCCACGUAUUGUGAAAAGCGAAAAGCUGUUCAGAAAGAAUGAGCCGAAGGAUGACAAGCCAGAGUCCAAAGGUGAGAAGCACAGGCUUACUUUAGAGUCUGAACCUGGGAAGGGAACAGAAUUCAAUGAUAUGAAGGGAAAGGCUUGUGCUGACACUAAAGUGGCUCCUCAAACACAUCUGACUUCCUCUGGUGGCAAAUGGCUACCACUGAAAAGGAAAGAGCCCCAGAUUCGGGCAAGAAAGCCAUAUGGCAAGAGGAGCAAGUCUCAAGCCGGAAGGAGGUCCUCGCACGGUGGUAGGAGCAGGUCCCGGGCAGGGAAGAAUAGGGUGCCUGAUGGACAAAGUAAGGGAGAGCCUGGGGGGAGCAGCUCAUCUAAAGGACUCGGUAAUGGAAGCAGGGAGGUGUCUCCUGAGGGGAAGCAGACACAUGCAGAUUCUAAGGGUGCACUGCAAGGUCGGAAAAAGGGAUCUCUGUCAGCUCUCCUGGGGGGUGACGUUUCUCUCCCAAAAAAACACAGACUGCUCAGAAGAACGGCACAAUGCCGCCUCUUAUCUGAAGGCCAGGGCGAAAAGCAUCAGUACAUAUCUGAAACGAGCCAGUUCCUCAGCAUGAAGGACCAACGGAGAAGGAGACUGACGAAACUCUCUCAGUCUGGUACACAGCUUCCAAGUAUUGAUGGCCAGAAACUUGGAGCGAAUCAGUUCCCAAAUGUGACUCAUUGA